AUGAGAAGCUCCGGUGUGGUGCAGAGCCUGAAGUCAUGGGCCUCCAAGCUUCAUCCCCAGCUGCCGUUGAACGCAAAGGAGUCUCAACGACUGUUGACCGCCUUGACGAGCUCGUUCCGGCAGCAGCUGGAUCAAGCACAUCCAAUUCGAAGCGCUCGUAAAGAAGAGAAACCUACGAAGAAGGAACAGGCUGUUCCAAAUAUUGGCCAUCGCGAUCUGCACGCUUCAUCCGCAGACUCAGCCGACCGACAUCUGACCUCGAUCUUGACGAACCCACUGCUGGCCAAGUCUUAUGGGACAACAAAGCCUAUCAGAGACUAUGCAGCCGCCCAGGAGUCCUUCUUACGGGAGCCUUUUCAGGAUACGGUCACACUUCUGGAAGAAUACCAGGAACACGGAGCAGCCACCGUUCCGAUAGCUGCUUUAUGCCUGGAGAAGUACAUUUCUCAGCUCGAUAUGCUGUCCGACCCUGAUCGCGCCAAGGUCGUGAGCGAAAGGCAGGCUGGCGCUCGGACGCUCAGGUGGCUGUGGAAAAGUGGGCUGCAUGACAGUGAGGCGUUUGUCGACGACACCCGCCUGGCGGACGUCUUGCUCCCGUGCCUUGUGGAGGAAGACCACGAAGACAUAGUUUGGAAGUGGCUCGUUCAGGACAUCAGACUUGGACCGCAAGACGACAGUCAUUACGACAUUCUCAGAAAGAAAAAGCUGUAUUGGUAUAGAUGGAAAGGGCGGCUGCUUCGUAGCAUGAUCUCAGCCAUACUCGAUCAACAAUGUCGCCCGACAAAAUCUUGCGAUGCUGCUCUCGACGCAAUCUUUCGCGCUGAGAGUGUCCAGGCAAACAUAUCCCUUGUUCCCACAAUGGUGAUACUGAAAAAGGUCUUUCGGGACCGGACUAAUCCGUUUCGGUAUACGGACUGUGCGAAAUUCGAUCGGUUUUUGCGUAUGGGGACAGCUGGCGGAGGGGACAAUAUCUACGCCGUACACUGGAUGGCUACUCUGAAGCAGUAUCAUCCCACACAGCCGUCCGGACAGCCCUACCUGGAUAUGAUUCGAGAGAUGCUCUCUGAGCAUCGAAGCGUUCACGACUUUUCCGACGUUUUCCUGACACAAAUGAGAACGACUAAGCAUGAUACUGCUCGGCGAGAAUUUUACACCAGACUCCUGCGAACAGCGGCUCUGCUUGAGGUGGAAGGGUUGCAUUCCGACGCCAAGUGGAUAGCUAGUCUCGCCUCGGAGUGGUACCCGGAGUGGGAUCCGUGGACUGAACACAACCUGCAAAGAGAACGACGAAGUCUGUCGAACUGGGACUCCGUGCGCACUGAUGGUCGAUCGCUUUCCAACCAAGAGCCGGAAGAAUCUAAAGCCACCCAUCAACCCGUCCCAUUUCCUACUUUCGUUUGA
Messenger RNA from Saxophila tyrrhenica, 1401 nucleotides. RefSeq lists its product as uncharacterized. Lineage: Eukaryota; Fungi; Ascomycota; Dothideomycetes; Mycosphaerellales; Extremaceae. The record is from RefSeq and is a predicted model, not a curated record. Bases 1 to 1401 code for a protein of 466 amino acids. The transcript has a single exon.